AGCAGGAUGGACGUUCUGCGGCCCACGCUGAUAAGGAUUGGGGGGCGAGUGUACAGGAAGAAUGUCAUUCAAGAGCAGGCCUACCAGCACGAAGAGGAGGAUGAUUUCUGUGCAGGUCCUGGUGACUGUGCAGAUGAGCCCUGUGAUGCCUUUGUAGUGGAAGAGACUGAGAAAGGCUUCCAGUGCAGAGUGGAGGUUCCCAGCCUGUUAUACAAGUACAUCAUCGGGAAGAAAGGGGAAACCAAGAAAAGACUAGAAACAGAGACUCGAACCUCCAUCAGCAUUCCCAAGCUUGGAGCGGAAGGAGAAAUUGUGAUUACUGGGCAGCAUCGCAGCGGUGUCAUCUCUGCCCGAACGCGGAUUGAUGUUCUCCUGGACAGCUUCCGUAAGAAGCAGCCCUUCACACACUUCCUGUCUUUGGCUCUCAACCAGCCCACCAUCCAGGAGAAGUUCCUGCAGUUUAAGGAAGAAGUGUUGGAGAAAUGCUCAAAGGAUCAUGGGGUCAGCAGCAGCCUGUUCCAGAACCCUGCAAAGCUUCACCUGACUCUUGGGACACUGGUACUUCUGAACGAACAAGAGAUCCAGAAAGCAUGUGACCUCCUACAGCAAUGCAAAGAGGACUUUGUGGACCAAAUUGCUGGAGGCAAGCCCCUGACCGUGGAAGUGGUAGGAGUGGAGUACAUGAACGAUGACCCUGCCAUGACAGACGUCCUUUAUGCCAAAGUCCAUAUGAAGGAUGGGUCGGACAGAUUGCAGAUGAUUGCUGAUCAACUGGUGAAGCGGUUUGUGGCCUCCGGCUUGAUGCUUAAAGAGUGGGAUAGGGUGAAACUGCAUGCUACAGUCAUGAACACUCUCUUUAGGAAAGAUCCAAGUGCUGAAGAGCGAAACAAUACAAUGACUGGUAAAUCAUCUUUCAAGGAGCGGGAGUCAUUUAAUGGCCGAAAUAUCCUCAAGCUCUUUGGGAACUUCUACUUUGGAGAGGUGCAGCUGGACUCGGUGCGUCUUUCCCAGAGGUUCUCCUCAGACGCCUCUGGCUACUACGCAACGUCUGGGCAGCUGACGUUCUGA
This is a messenger RNA of Nestor notabilis (Kea), 1068 nucleotides long. RefSeq names its product activating signal cointegrator 1 complex subunit 1 (gene ASCC1). Gene Ontology annotation, molecular function: RNA binding. Lineage: Eukaryota; Metazoa; Chordata; Aves; Psittaciformes; Psittacidae. The transcript is spliced from 9 exons. The coding region runs from base 7 to 1068 and encodes 353 amino acids. Gene Ontology annotation, biological process: regulation of DNA-templated transcription; DNA alkylation repair. Gene Ontology annotation, cellular component: nucleus. The record is from RefSeq and is a predicted model, not a curated record.